ACAAGUUAAUCCGACGGGCGAUGGCUGGCAAAAGCAAUUCUCAGACACGUUGCUAAGCGAGUCCACGUGCCUAGCACGUGAUCAGCCGCAACUCGAACUCUAUACGGCGGCGGCGGCAGCCGGUGGACCUUGUUCACUUUUGUUUUCACGAAAUCUUCAUCGUCUUCGUCUGGAAAAGCGACCGUCGCUGAUUACGGUGACUGUUCUAUUGGAUAGUUCGUGUAAAUUACCAUUGACAGAUGUGAGACGAGUUAUAAAGCACUCAGAAUCAGUCAUGGACAUUGGCUCGACUGAAAGCUCACAGGCAAAGAUUCAAUCAUGUGCAACUGGGACGAACAACCAAAAGGGACAAGUUGAUGAUGUUCGAGUGACGAGCGAGGGAGCAAUCAAUAUGGAAGCUUCUGUUACUGCAGAUGAAGUUGUGCGAGCUGGAGGCUUUGGAGCUACUGAUGAUAUCGGUCAUGUUCUUCCAGUUGCGGGUGAUUCCACUGACAUUGAGGACCAUUUUCGGAAUAUUCAGGGCUACGAAGAUGCCGGGGAUGACAAAGCUGGAGGACAACAAAAUGACAAUCUAAAACAUGGGGAUGUGGCUGAUACUUAUGUCGAUUCUGAUGAUGUGACACGGGCAGGGGGCUAUGGGGCGACGGAUAAUAUAAGCAACUUCUUACCUGUUGCAAGCGAUUUCACCGAUUUUGAAGCUUCUCUUCGCGAUGCUCGUGAUUAUGAAGAUCUGAAAGAGGAAAUCGCAAGGCCCGGCCUUGGCUGGACUAAUGAAACUAAUUUCAAACAGCUUUCCGGGAUAUGAUUCGACCAUCACAGGUAUAUCGAUACCUUUUUUUCUUUUUUUUGAUGACGUGGGAAUUCGCAGCCGCUAUCCGAAGGUGCGCACUGGGUAAGGUAUAUCGAUACUUUAAAUGUACAACAAGUGGGAAAAACGACUCUAGACAAGACAUAUUUCUCAUUGAGAUUCACAUGAAAAAUACGAAAGCUUCAAAAUUUCAAUUCUUGAUAUUACAUUACCAAUUGAUUCUUUUAUGAAGAUUUCUCGACAGAAGCAGAUGGCUUCAACUUCUUUGGUGGUGGAUUGCCUCCAGAUAGCACGACAUACGAAUAGAAGCAGAGCAUUGCAGCACUGGUAAAUGUUCGAAAAUGUUAGAGAAGGAACAAUCUAGUCAAAAGAACAGCAAAUAGUACCUUAUGACGAUGUUGAAGCCUGUUGGAAUGAGGUUUUUCGUCUGCAACGAAGCCAGGAAGUAGGGUCAAGUAUAAUACACCGCAACAGAUGAAACUAGUUUAGCCAAAGUAUGAAUGUUUACCAUUGAAUAGGCCUGAAGGUUCUUCCAUAAGAGAGCCACAGAGAGAACUGUGCACCAUUGAAAAGCUUUAGAAUAUUGAUCGAUAAACAGAGACUGUGUAUCAACUCGAACAGGAAGUAUGGGAUUACCUGCUUGACCUAGUAUGAACGGCAAGCUCGAUUUUCCUUUACGCCAUACCUUCAAACUGUAAGUACUAAGAGCCAACAAAGCACCUCCGAAGAGCACGCCGGCGCCUAAUGUCGCAGGAUUUCUUGUGAAAAUGAAGCCAAGUAGGCCACCACUAAGAACAAGCCCACCUGUGAUGAAGGAAAACAAUCUACAAGUUAAUUAGAUAUCGAUACGAACACAACCAAGCUACACUGAUUGUUAGAUUACUCAAAAACGACCAGUCAAGAACAACUUCAAGAGAAAUCAUACCUUUGUAUUUUACAAUUGAAGAGUGCAGAAACAGUGUGGAUACUUAUGCUUUGAUAUAAUAAGUGCUCACCAAAGGGUAUGCCGAAACAGAAGUCAUGAAUCUUUGCUGCCCUUUUUGGUUCAGUGACAACAGACUCCUGAAGAUGUCCGUUUGAUCCUCCAGCAGCAAAACUUUCUGUUGGAGAAUUGGACUUUAUGGAGCUUCCUUUGUGUAAGUUUGAUGCAUCUUCUACAUAAUCUGGGGAGGUUUUGUUGUCCAAACUUGAUACUUGUGUGCUAUGGCCGUCGUUGCUUGCGACAUUUAGAACCUGAAGAUAAA
Molecule: messenger RNA, 2052 nt
Organism: Andrographis paniculata
Lineage: Eukaryota; Viridiplantae; Streptophyta; Magnoliopsida; Lamiales; Acanthaceae
Exons: 5
Coding region: 275-805 (176 amino acids)
Source: RefSeq, a predicted model, not a curated record